This is a messenger RNA of Manis pentadactyla (Chinese pangolin), 553 nucleotides long. RefSeq names its product keratin-associated protein 4-3-like. The transcript is spliced from 4 exons. NCBI's taxonomy places the organism in Eukaryota, Metazoa, Chordata, Mammalia, Pholidota, Manidae. Gene Ontology annotation, molecular function: metal ion binding. The record is from RefSeq and is a predicted model, not a curated record. Bases 16 to 414 code for a protein of 132 amino acids.
GCCAGGGUGGUGAGCAUGAGGCUGGGAUUGCACACGAGGUGGGAUUGCCCACGAAACUGGGAUUGCGCAGGAGGCUGGGAUUGCACACGGACUAGGAAAAGGACGAACCCGAGACCAACGGUGCGGGGCCGGAGCACGCGCUCCUCCCGCCCAGGUGCCGCUGCCGCUUUGCCACCUGCUUGGACCUCCCGCCUCACCUCAGCUCGCCUCACCUCAGCUCGGCUCGAAAUGGACCCCAACUGCUCCUGCUGCACUGAUGGCUCCUGCACCUGUGCUGGCUCCUGCAAAUGCAAAGAGUGCAGAUGCACCUCCUGCAAGAAGAGCUGCUGUUCCUGCUGCCCCGUGGGCUGUGCCAAGUGUGCCCAGGGCUGCAUCUGCAAAGGGGUGUCGGGCAAGUGCAGCUGCUGUGCCUGACGUGGGGGAGAGCCUGCUCCCCAUGUGGACAGAGCAAGGUUUACAAACCUGCGUAUAUUUUUUCAUACUACACUGACCCAAUUACUACACUCUUUUUUCUAUGGAAUAUUUGAAUGACAAUAAACUCAUCUACACUCUU